AUGAAAUCAACAGAAUUAAAUGCAAAACAAAACAAUGAAUUCAAAUCCUUGAUGAGAUUGCUAGAAGCCAAAGAUUACAAAAAAGGAUUGAAAAAUUCAGAGAAAUUAUUAGAGCAAGUCCCAGACAAUUAAGAAGUCGUCUCACUUAAAGCAAUCUUCAUGUACUACACCGAAGAACGUGAAGCAGGACUUGCCUUAGCAUACCAGGCUGUUCUCAAGAAUUUGGCUUCAGACUUUUGUUGGCACAUUUAUGGCUUAAUCUAAAAGGCUGAAAAGAAUUACAUCCAAGCAGUCAAAUGUUUCAUCUAAGCAAUCAACAAGGGCGAGGAGAAUCUUCAAUUGAUCAGAGACACUGCUAAUCUCUCCAUUCACAUCAGAGAUUUCGAAGGAAAUAAUUGGUUGAGGCAAAAACUAUUAAAUAGUAAACCUGGAAUGGUAGUAAAUUGGGUUGGUUUCAUACUUAGUCAGCAUUUAAUUGGCAAUUACGCAGGUGCCUUUAAUACUAUAAAAUUGACUGAAGAUGUUAUUAAAAAGGAUAUAUAAAACCCCAUCAAAAAAGUUGAGAUAAAUGAAUUUAAGUUGUACUAAAUUUAGCUCGCCAUUGAUGCCAAGGACUUUCAAAGAGCUAAACAAAAUUUACUUGAUUUCAAAAAUGAUAUCACCGAUUUGGUCUCAUUUUAUGAACUUGAAUACGAAUACUUUAUUAAAAUAGGAGAUAACACAAGUGCAAUUCAAUCUGUUAAACACUUGCUUGACUUAUAGCCUUAAAAUUGGAAAUACUAUCAAAUGUUGUAAAAGGCAGAUCCAUAAGUGGAUCUAUCCAUUUAUAAUAACACUUUAGUAUAAGGUAGAUUGCUUGCACAGAAAGAAGGAGAUUCAUUUUUAAAUAGUUUCCUCUAAUUUAUUGAUCCAUUUUUUUAGAAGUCCUUACCAUCCUUAUUCAGAGAGAUUAAACAUCUAUACACAGAUCCUAACAAGAUUGAAAUUAUGAAGAAAGCCUUUGAGACAUAUCUGGAUAAAAGUCAAAUCGAAAAGCUUUGGGCUUUGAUGUUACUAUCUCAGCAUUCCUAUCAAAUUAAGGAUUACAAUUAAUCCCUUGAACUUAUCAAUGAAGCCAUAGAACAUACAGCUACAUUGCCUGAAUUAUACUUGAUUAAAGCAAAAACUCUGAAGAAAUUACAAAAAUUCAAAGAGGCUUAUGAAUCAGCUGAUAGAGCUAGACAAUUGGAUUUGGCAGACAGAUAUUUGAACAAUUAGACAAUUAAAUAUGCUUCGCUAGCAAAUAUGAUAGUGGUAUCGUAAGAUUUAUUGAGUCUCUUCUUAAAAGAUGGGUCAGAUCCAUAUGAAUUGCAAAUGAUUUGGUUUGAACUCAAUAUAGGUAGAACAUUAUUACGAUUAAAUUAUCUUGGUCCUGCCUUACAGCAAUUUAAUUUAAUAUUUAAACACUUCCAAGAAAUGUGUGAUGACUAAUUAGAGUUCUAUUAAUAUUCAAUCAGAAGAUACACAUUAAGAUCUUUAUUGUAAAUGAUUGAUGCUAUCGAUAAAAGACACGAUGCUAAAUAUUUUAUUUAAUCGGCUGGAUUGAUGAUUGAAGGUUUGGAAAGACUUAGAGUAAGAAUCUAGGAAUAGCGAAAAAUAGAGUAAAAGAAGUUAACUCCAAAAGAGAAAAAAUUGUUAGCAAAGUAGUAACAAAAAGAAUAGGAAGAAAAACUCUUAAAGGAACAGUUUUCAAUAGAAGGACAUAUAUUCAGUAGAGAUAUAUAAAAAAGAUUCGAUCUCUCUGGAGAACAGCUUUUAGAUCAACUAAAAACUUAGGAAGAUAUUAUCAAAAUGUAAAAUCGUUUUGCUUAAGUCUUAAUUCACACUAAUUUCAAUAACAAAGAGGUGAAUUUUUAAGCAUUCAAACAAAUGGUUGGUUUGUACAUAAAUUAAUAAAAACCGUUGUUAUGUGCUAAGUUAUUGACUAAAUUGAGAAACAAUGAAACUGAAUAGAAUCGUAUUGUAAAUCACAAAUAUUAAUUAAUGCUGAUAUAGUUUUUAAAUAAAUAUUAAGGAACACUGUUACCCUACAUUAAGGAAUACUAGUAGGAUUUGAUUCAGUUCGAUUAAUAGUUUUGGAAUGAUGUUUAAAUAAAGACCUAAUUGGAUUAAAUAAUAAAGAGACAUUGUGAAGCAAUUAUUAAGGAAAAACCAUUUGAAGAGAAUUUAGAAUCAGAAGAUUUGUAGUUCUUGUAAGAAUAUCCAUAGGCUAAGGUAGAAUAUAUGAAUUUAAAAUAGACUACCCAUCCUUUCUAUAAGUAUGAUCCUAAUAUUGAGUGGUAAAACCAUUAGAUCAAAGAAUAUCAAGAAAAACAAUAGACACAACCUCUGUGA
Messenger RNA from Paramecium tetraurelia, 2373 nucleotides. RefSeq lists its product as uncharacterized. The transcript is spliced from 5 exons. Gene Ontology annotation, biological process: N-terminal peptidyl-methionine acetylation. Gene Ontology annotation, cellular component: cytoplasm. Gene Ontology annotation, molecular function: protein-N-terminal amino-acid acetyltransferase activity; protein binding. NCBI's taxonomy places the organism in Eukaryota, Ciliophora, Oligohymenophorea, Peniculida, Parameciidae. The record is from RefSeq and is a predicted model, not a curated record.